Messenger RNA from Nicrophorus vespilloides, 4396 nucleotides. Its product is annotated as dystroglycan-like. The transcript has 13 exons. The record is from RefSeq and is a predicted model, not a curated record. Bases 354 to 4070 code for a protein of 1238 amino acids. NCBI's taxonomy places the organism in Eukaryota, Metazoa, Arthropoda, Insecta, Coleoptera, Silphidae. Gene Ontology annotation, molecular function: calcium ion binding; laminin binding. Gene Ontology annotation, cellular component: sarcolemma; dystrophin-associated glycoprotein complex; dystroglycan complex. Gene Ontology annotation, biological process: axon guidance; nerve development; morphogenesis of an epithelium.
AUCAACAUUGAGCAUUUGCGGAGCAGUAAGCUCGAGAGGAAGCCGUCGCCGCCGCCGGUCGUGUGCACGCAUUUGGCCGCCGCCACCACCGUGUGUGUUCUGUGUGACUGUUGUUGUGUGAGUGUGUGUGGGACAUCUCUGAGGGUGAAAUCGAAGGCUUUGCACUGUUCCGAUACAUGGCAAAGAAUUUUACAUAUCAGAAAGAAUUAGAAUAAAAAUCUCAGGACAAGGAUCAUUCAAAACAGGAUCACCGCUGCCUGUCCGAACUGAUAUUUUUUCACUCGCAUAAAGAAAGACGAUGCUGACGUGACCGCAGCGAGGAGAGACGGGUUCUUCAGACUAAUCGCACAAAAAUGUUGAUGAUGAAGCUGUCUUCCAUCGUGACGCUUUUGGCCGUCUCCGCCGCAGUCGUCGCUCUCGAUGGCGGAGAUUUUGCCUUCGACGUCGUCGACGACUUCGAGGUGGACUUUGACCAGGAAACCGACAAGAAAUCCUUCGGACAGUACGACAGAGUUGUCGCAACAGUCGGAAAGGUUUUCCAUCUUACCGUACCCAAAGUGGACUUGCCUAGUUCAGAUAAAUCCAUUAUAUAUGAGGCUAAAAGUCACGACACAAAAUUGCUUCCGUCGUGGCUCCUGUUUGAUAAGACUGCCGGCUCAUUCUGGGGACUGCCUUUGUCCGAAGACAUCGCCGAAAUUCAUAUAGUAAUCCGAAUUUACGGUCGACCAGAGUAUACAGUCAGGGAAUUUACACUGGUUGUGGAGGAGGAAGAAGGAGGAAGUAACUCGUGUUCGGAUAGGGAGGAAGGCACGAUACUCUCGUUAGUCAUCGACAAGGAUGUUAUAGCUUUGAAACCUAAGCAGCGCGUAGUCGCUGUCAAUAGCGUAGCCAAAUUCUUUGGAUUACCAUACAGUGCAUUCAAAUUGCAUCCACUUGAAGAACCAGAUGAUUUGCUCGAUAGUUCAGUUGUAUCUGCUGGACCGGGUGAUGUAUCUGCAAAGACGUCGAAGGUUUCCAGCAGUGUCGAGGUGAACGUUGGGUGUAACGGUCGCCUGUGGUCGAAAACCUCGACGAUCGUCCAUCAAUUGAAGCAGCAAGCCAAGGAUGGUACCAUAUCAGAAGUGAUGGGACUACCAUUAAUCGGAUGGCGGGUCAAGACGCAAAGUAGAUCAAUCAGGCGUAUACGACGUCAAGCGGAGCUAGGAAGCGGCGAUUAUGAGGCUUACGACGAAGAAGAUGAGUACGAUAAUUACGAUGACGGUGAGUACGAUGACUACAGUACCAAUGAAGAAGUAGCGCCUCCACCGAAAGUUACGACGCCUAAAUCUACAACGACUUCGACUUCUAAGGCUACCACUACUACUACAACCACUACCACAACUACCGCUGCUCCAAUUACCACCACUAAAUACAUCACUACUACACCUGAGCCUACUUCCACGCACCAUCAUAGACAUCACCAUGGCCAAGUUGAUGCAACAACGAAAGCUACAACUACGACAUCUACAACCACUACAUCCGCUCCGAUCACAGCAGAAGUGACGGCUCCACCUAGAACUCUAGAGACUACAACUCCAACCCUAACAUCGAAAGUCAAUAGUGAGAACGUCGACGACUUUUACGAUGAUUACGAUGACGAAGAUGAUGACGAUGAUGAUGCGGAGAGCGAAACCAUAGUUCCUGACACCAAGACCGAAGAUAAAUUCGAAAUCGUAGUGGACACUGAACCACCGACUGUGGAAGUGACCAGUCAAAAGGCUCAAACUGUUGAAACUGUACCCGAAACUACUCCGAUGAUUACAACAACUACAAGCACUACCACCACCACAACUCCUCUUCCUACUACAACAGUUUUGACUACUCCUACCACUACACCUACUACAACAACAACUACUACUACAACAACAACAACAACUCCAGCACCAACAACUACUGUACCAACAACAACAACUGAAACAACAACAACAUUAAAAGAACUGCCAACUACCGAAGAAGAAUUCUUUUCGACAAUACCUCCAACGACGAUUCCACCUGAAACUACGUUCGUCGCGUCCACUACUACGACUGAAAAGACGACGACUACAGAGGAACAGCAAGAGACAACGACUACUGUUAGACAGACCACCGCCAGACACGUAACAACAACCACCAGGCCUACAACGACGACACCCACUUAUCGCGCUACGGAAACCAUCGAAUACGAGAUGAAGAAUUUCCCUCCGAUUAUCCAAAAUCGUUUGAAACGUAUCGCGACCACCGCCGGCAAGAUGUUCAGUUACAUCGUUCCAGAAAACACGUUCAGUGACAUCGAGGACGGUUACAAUCUGAUAUUGGAAUUGCUGGACAACGAAGCGAAACCACUGAACAAGUCUUCUUGGUGUCAGUUCAAUCCAAUGACUAGGGAGAUUUACGGACUUCCACUUGAGGAAGAUAUUUCCCGUUGGGAGUACAUUUUGAAAGCAACCGAUAAAGAGGGUGCAUCCGUCGUUGAUCCGGUCGAGAUUCUUGUGCAGCAUCACAAAUCUAGACGCGUCGUAAACCACGAGUUCUCGUUGUACAUGCACAUCGAGAAGAAAUGGAACUUCCCUCACGACGUGGACUGGCCUCUAAAGACGCUACGAGGAAUCGGACAAUUGUAUAACUCAAAUCUAACGGACAUCAUAGUCAGAAGGGUUAAUUACACCGUUGAACCCGUUGUUUUCGUUUGGACAAACGAAUCUUUACCAAAAAGCUAUUGUCCUUCAGAUGAAAUCAAAGAACUGUUUGAGGUGUUAACAGCGAACAAUGAAGGUGAUCCGUCUCACGCACUGACUAGAGUUUUGGUUCCCGAAUUGCGGGUAAAGAAGGUGAUGUAUCAUGGAUUAGGGGUGUGCGAGACGAAACCUCGUCCACCGCCUCUCGUACCUAUUACGCCGCCGACGAACUUUUCUCCGAUCCUACGGAAUCCUGUUGAUCACAUCAACGCAACAGUUGGGGAGCUGCUCGUCUUUAAAGUGCCAGACGACACUUUCUACGAUCCCGAGGACGUGGACUCGCGCAAUCUGAAGAUGUCCCUGCUCACCGUCGACAGGCAACAGAUCUCUUCGGAUCACUGGCUGCAGUUCGACAGUAAAAACAAGGAGUUUUACGGAAUUCCUCUGCCCGAGGACGUCGGUCGCAGCGAAUAUCAAUUGGUAUGCGAAGACAGCGGUGGAUUACCGGCGAGCGACAGUCUCGUCGUCGUGGUGCACGCGCCACCUAAAUUGCAGUACAACGUGGAAUUCAGCAUGACCUUGGAAACACCGUACGAGACAUUCGUGAACAGCGCUAGCUUGCAGAGAAAGUUCAUUGAAAAACUGCAGGAACUUUUCGGAGAUCAGAACACGAGCUACGUACAUUUGAGCACGAUAAGCCGCGGCUCGACAAUCGUCAGUUGGUACAACAGAUCGUUAAGUCUGUCGGAAUGUCCGAGGGCUGAAAUCAAAGUGCUCGAAUCGAUUUUGGUGAACAACGAUCGCACCAUCGCCGGACGGGUGCAGGACGUGAUGGACCCCGAGUUCACGGUGUCCACGAUCAAGUUGCAGUUGAUUGGAUCGUGCAAGGGUAGACCGAACAUCCAAUCGCCUACAAGCAAAGGCGUCCCCGUCGAAGAACCGCCACUCUCUGAUCACGAAGACUACAUGAUCACGUUCAUCGUUCCCGCCGUCAUAAUAUCCGUGAUGCUCUUGUUGGCCGGCAUCGCGGCCUGCGUCCUCUACAGACGCAGGAGAACCGGGAAAAUGAACGUGGAAGAGGACGGACGAUCCAGUUACGGCAACAAAGGCAUUCCGGUCAUCUUCCAGGAAGAAUUGGAAGAGAAACCAGAACCAGCAGGUACAAAGGCCCCGAUAAUCCUGAAGGACGAGAAACCGCCGCUGGCGCCGCCCGAGUACAGCAAGAGCGGAUCUCUAAAACUGACAGAUGACUCGGCCGAGCCGUACCAGCCGCCUCCGCCGCCUUUCACUAGGCCCCAGGACAACGGGCGCCAAUCCCGUCCCAAGGCCACACCGACCUACAGAAAACCACCACCUUUAAAUUUUAAAUGGCAGUAGGAAACGGGACGAGGAAGAAUAUCGGGAUUUAAAGUAAUCUAAAUUUUAGAAAGAGAACAAAUACAAAAAGAAAACACUUGCGUACAAUCAAUAUAUGUGUAUUAUAGUAAUUAAAAGUUGACAAAGAUGAGAUUGUUGUAGGAUUCGUUUCAAUUUGAAACGAGAGAUUGAAGAGAGAUUUUCGGUAACGAAUCCGUUGGAAAUCAACGAAGCAAAAGAAUUAAUUAACGUCAAUCCGCGUAUUUCCAUAUUGAAUUUUUGUCAUUCGUUUCAAACACCAAAAUAAAAUCGUUUCUUCCUACGUUUUUUUAUUUUUCUUUUUCGCU